AAUAUAUAUUCAACUAUUAGAAUGGGUAAGGAAAAAGCGGGCAAAAUGUUUAACAUCGGCGAUUUGGUAUUCGCAAAAGUGAAGGGCUAUCCAGCGUGGCCGGCAAAAAUAACAAAGUACCACAACAAAAAGUAUAAUGUUUACUUUUAUGGCACCGGAGAGACCGCCAAUAUAAAAAUCGAAGAUCUUUUCAUCUAUGCGGACAACAAGGAGAAGUUCGCCAAUCCCAAGAACAUGAAACGUGCUAAAUUUAGCGAUGCGAUCGAUCAAAUUGAGAGCGCGUUGCGUGGCGAGGAUUCGGCGCCAAUCGAUUUGCCAGCCAGCGCCAACGAUGAGGGCAAUGAGAGCACAAUGGAAUCGGCGCCAGAUGCAACAGCAGAAUCUGCUGCCAGCACUACGGCUACAUCAGCGGAGUCAGUAACAGCUGCGGAGGGCAGCGAGCAGCCUCAACAACCACAGCCGCUGCCAAAAGCGCGCGGAGCCGCAGCAGCUGGCGGAGGGGUGACAACUGCAACUGGCCGUAAAACGAAGGCGCCACCAAGGCAUGUGGAUGGCGACACAGAGGAUGCUAGCACUGAUACAGUGGAUACGCCACCGCCGCAAAAGAAACGUGUUCCCCCAGAAGGCAUAGCCAGCAAAAAGUCCGUAAAGAAAGCGAAGCCGACGGCUGCGGUGACGCCCAUGCAGAAGCGUGCGCGGCACUCAAAUGUCAUACAGAACAAUCUACUGAUGGUAUAUAUGCCUACGGCGAAAUGUCUGGGCAUCAAUAUGAACUAUAAAAAGCCCGCCAGCUUCGAUAGUCCGGCUGCGGAGCAAGCUUGGAUGGAAAAGUCGCGUAAGGAGGCGAUAGAGUUGAAAUUGAAAUUGGAGUCUGGACAAAUCGAUGCGGAAUCAAUGCCGGAACGUAUUAUCAUUGAGCCGGUACGCAAUGAAAUACCCAAGCAGGAGGCCGUGCGUUUCAUUGAAGAGCUCAUCGAGCAGGAGGAUGCCUUGUUUAUGGAACGUGAUUUUAUACAAUUAUCGCAGCAACUGCGGGAAUGCCUUGGACUACGACGCGCCAAUGUGGGCAGAUGUCUGGAAAUCUUGGAGCAGCUGAAGGACAUUGAAUUGAAUAAAUUGAUGCUCUUGCGAAAUCCGGAAUGUGUGGAUAUAAUGCGCCGGUUACGUCGCUAUGUUGGCAAUUUGGAAUUAUGGAAAAUGGAUAUAUCGGAUGAAUUGGAGUUCAAGGAGAAGGCGCAAAUCAUACGAAAAGUUUCUACGGGCAUAUACGAUGGGUUUAAGGCGCUCUUCAAUCCAGAAACCGAGCCGGAGGAGAACUUCUGGGUAGACUUUUGCGAAAAGGUCAAGAUCUACAAAAACUAUACGAAAAAUAUUAACGAUAAUCUGCGCGUCUCAAUGAGCGAGAAUAGCUAUCAGAAUUUGGUUAAGACCAAGGAGCAAAACGCCCCUGCAUCCACGGAGGUGGUCAAAAACUGAAAGCAUCAACUGUUUCCAGCUAACAAUUACUUAAGUUAAUUUUAAGCAUAAAAAAAAAAAAAACAAAAUUCACGCCUAAGCGAACAGCUUAAUGUGAAGCACCGAUUACUAUUCUAAACUUUCAUUAGAGCCGUUGAAAUUGAAAUUUGAAUCAAUUGAACUGGUUGCAAUUAGUUUUUUAAUUAUAAUUACAUCAUCGGGCGCUAUCUGUAACAGUAUGAACAACCACGUCUAAGAGAGCUGCAUCAGCAAUCCGCAAACAAAUUUAUAAAACACACACACACACAAUCUUUAAAUACAAUUGCAUAGAUUAUUAUGUUUAAAUACACAGCUAUGAAAAUAUGUGUAUUAAUAAAUAAACACUUGACGAUAUCUAUUUGCUGUGUCUUGUCUGGCCUAAGUGAUUGACGGAUUGACCAACGAUGUAUGAGCUCAAGCAGCGGUACAGAAGUCGAUCAUCCAUGCAAGCUGUAAAUUAUAUUUAUAUGUGUAUGUAUGUGUAUACUAUUAAAAGUGUAUAUGUGGAAGUAAACCUAAUUUCCCGAUUGAAUGAAUGAUUGAUGUCCACAAACAAAGUACACAUUGUAUUCAAGGAUAAAAUAGUUCAACUAGACAAGAGUGAAUUUAUGAAAACACCUUACUGAUUGAUUGAUUGAUGAUCAUGUAUCGUGAUUAGUGGUGUACAAAGCCAAAUAGCGGUACAGAGCAGAGCAGAGAGAUCAUGAGUUCAGGGCUAAAAUUGCAUUAAAUAGCUGUAGAUCGAGGCUCAUUUGGUGAUUAGUGGAAUGAUUGAAGAACGAUGUACAAGAACUGGCCGACAAAUACAUAAGCCAUAGGUUUUUUAAAUA
Messenger RNA from Drosophila hydei, 2324 nucleotides. RefSeq names its product PC4 and SFRS1-interacting protein (gene Jasper). Lineage: Eukaryota; Metazoa; Arthropoda; Insecta; Diptera; Drosophilidae. The transcript is spliced from 3 exons. The record is from RefSeq and is a predicted model, not a curated record. Gene Ontology annotation, molecular function: transcription coregulator activity; double-stranded DNA binding. Bases 22 to 1476 code for a protein of 484 amino acids. Gene Ontology annotation, biological process: regulation of transcription by RNA polymerase II. Gene Ontology annotation, cellular component: nucleus.